GCUAAUCAUAGUGGUAGUUGACGUACAAUAAAAAGGCAUAAUCAUUUUCCUCCUAUAUUUUGCCCUUUUGUACAGGAGAGAGAUAUCGUCUUCUAAUUUGGAACUCGGGGAAGUCAAAAAGGGAAAAUAAAUUUAAAUGAGAUUUGUGGCAUGGGCAGGAAUUUAAAGUGGAUUCACUUGAUGAUGCAAUGUUCACUUGAUCUUUCAUGCAGUUUAUUGAUGGGGACCAGAGUCUUCCAAGUUCGAACAGGUUGUGCAUGCAAGCUGAUCGAUCCCUAAAAUCAAUCAUAUUCACCAAGUGCAUGGCAAGGCAGGAGGGACUUAUCUCGGCAUCUGACAUUCUUCUCCUUGGUUGUUCCAUGUUUUUCAUUGUUUACUUUUGGUUAUUUUGUUCUGUAAAUUUUCCCCAUUCCUGUUAUAUUUUGACCAGAUUGUGAUGUAUGCGGCUGACUUCAAUCACUAAAUGUUCAGGUUGUUUUGGUUUAAGAGUACCCAUAAAGUAGUUUUUGGUUUGCAUCUUUUUAGUUCUAGCUGAAAUUCUCAGUAGUUUAAUAGUUUUACUAGUUUGGUGGUUUAGUUUAGCUUUGCUGGUGUAGCCAGGCAAAUCAUUCAAAGUAGGAUCGAACUGGUAUUGGUUGAUCCUGCAAGAAAUAUUUGGUAUUGCAUUGAUAGAUCCUUUGCCAUCUGCCCAAGGCUGAAUCACCUUAAUUUUUCUGCUUAUUCUCGGUACCCUUGUUUUUUGUGAUCUCAAUAUCAAACUUUUCUGUGGCUUUUGGCAUUGAUGUGCAGGAUAAUGCCAUUUGCUUAUGCUCGACUAUUUUUCUUUAAACAAAAUUUUGCCUGUGAAGUAUUGAUAAUUUGUUCUCUUCUGAAGUUCAAUGAGGUAAAAAAUCAGCCUCAGAAGAGCUAGUGGAAUUUGUGUCUCUGGACAGCACUCUCUGUCUGUUUGUUGUAAGUCCAGUAUUCCUGGUUGGUGGAUGGAUAUGUAGGCUAUCUGCAGUGGCAUAAACCUGGGAAAAUAGAUAUCUGAUCCUUGCGAGGGAUGCUGGAACUGCUUUGUAUCUGUAUCCCCUUGGCUACUGCUUUUCACUAUUACCACACUUACAUCGUUGUGGGUGGACUAUAAUGUAUCAUUGCAGGUAGAGGAUUUGGUUGGAGUCAAUCACAGAGCUUGCUUGCAAUUGUGGGCUUUUGAUUAAAAUGAUGUUUUCUAUGAAUCCUCUCCCAAUUAAAUUGCUCUUCCACUUGAAGCUGAUGCUCCAGAAGUGGCCUAACCACCUAUUGUUUGUGGAUUUUCCGUCUUACCCCUUCUUAUAUCAGUAAUGCUUGUUAAAAUGUCAGUUAUGAUUUCAUACGUGAGGUUUUAGGACUCGUGCCAAAUGGAACUUUUUCGUUAUUCAAUUAGCUAUGGCUUGCUUCCCCUACCUCUGGAAACAGGUUUCGGACAGCUAGUUAUGCAGUUUUUCCUAGAGUUCAUGUUCCUACAAAGUAAACCCCAGUUGUCCUGGUUGGACAGAUCUUGUUCCCCAGAGCAGGUGCCAUUAAGUGGGGGAUUGACAACAACCGGGUUGGGUGUCGGUUUCAGGUGGCUUCGUCUUCUUCUUCACAAGGCCCUCCAACACUUCUCAUGGUUCUCAUGGCUCAAAGGGUUACGGUCACAAUUGAACCAAGUCUCUCGGCAGGACAAACAAGUUCUGCUUAUAGUUGAUCUGUGGAGAGCCCUACCAUUGACCUUGGUGCCUUCUCGUCUUGUCGAUACCCUUGGGUUUUCUUUAUCAAAAUGAUCGUAAAUAGAUGGUUAGCAUUCAUGAGGGGGGUCUCAUGCACUGCAUCUAUCCCAUUCCUCGAAAUUUUUUGCUAUCCAUGUUUUUUGUCGUUGAUAACCAUGCCCUAAUAUCAUCCAAAGAAACAGGAUAUGUGGCUAGUAGUGGUGUCUCCCCUUUGAGGUGAACCCAAAAUAAGGGAAGAAUUAAAUUCUGUUUUGGAGGCAUUUGAGCUUCUUUUCGUUCUUUGAUUCCUUGGGUUGUAUUGAACAAUGUGGUCUUGUCUUUAAUGUUUCUUGGCUUCAUCUAUAAGCAUUGUCAGUGUCUUGGUCUAUUGACUCUAUUCAUUUUUUUUUCUUUCCCCUCUUUCUCUAUUAGCCUCCCUUUGUUUUCUUGACUAGUCACCUGCCUCAGCGAGGCCACAGGAUUCAACCUCCUGGCGUCAUCCUCUAGGAGCAUGUCCCUUUAAUGCUGUUAAAUAUGCUUUUUAAAAAGCAAUAAAUGGGUUUCCAAAAUUCAUUUCACAUCUAUUUCUUAAGUGAAACUUUCCCUUGAGGUUGUUUUAUUGGCAAUCUAAGUUUUGCAUUCAAUUUUUUAUGAGGUUUAAGUGCAUAAAUUGGGUGGAUAAAGAGCUCGCUUGGGUGUGAUUUUGAAAGGGAUUAAAAGUGCUUCUCGACACUCGAAAGCUCUUUCUCAUAAAAAUAAGGUAUUUGACAAUUUUUUUAAAACCACUUUUAAAUACUUAAAGAAUUCAUAGAUUUUUUUUUUUAAUUUUUUAAUAUUUUUUUUUUACUAUAUGUUGCAUUAUGAAAACACUUUCUAAAUUUCAUAUCCAAACAUUAAAAGAUUACUUUUAAAUGUGUUUCAUAUGAAAGGGUUUCUAACAGGGGAGAUAGAUAUAUUUUAACCAGAAUCACUCUCAAACCCCGGUUCUAAGUAUUAAGAAACAAGUUGUUAUUGGAUUUAGGUUGAGUAUAACAUGUGGGAAUUCAUACAAUUUGUUUAACAAGUUGGAAUGUCCAAGCACUUGGCCAACCGAAAGCUCCAAGGAAGAGGCCAAAGGGAAAGUGAGCAAAGGCCUGUGACAAAAGAAUAAGACUGUUACCCUGUUGAGCAUAUUAUUGCAGGAACUGAAAAAAGAUUUGGAUCAAGCUUGGAGUUGGGUUUGUCUGCAUGCCUUAAGCAUUUUUUCAAACUGCUUGGAAAUUGGAUGUAAUUCUCUUUUCUACCCUAUGCCAUAUGUAGGGCUUUUUCCUAAUCCAUCCAAGAAGCAAGAAUAUACUCUAGAAAGCAGAUGUUUUUGAGCAAAUAUUUCACAGUUUCAAUUAACUAUGCUUGUAGUAUGGUUGAAGCACAUCUAUUUUCAGUUAAUGCUGGAUUGGUCCUAGCUUAGAAUCUUUUAGUUUUUCCUAAUUUGUAAAAACUAAAGACAAAGGUUGUUGAAUGAUUGAGAAGGAAUUUAACUUUGAUUUGUUUUAUAAUUUGAUUUGAUGCCUUCACCAAAAAGACAAAUCCCUUCACACAAAUUUGUGGCUUAUGAACUCUUUCUGCUACGUGUCAAUAUUGCUCCCACAGCUGCUAAAUCAGUCGAUGGUUUAUAGGCAAAGUCUGAGAAAAGAAUACAGAAGUAGACAAAUGGAGGUAUGUGCUGGUUGUGGCUGUGACUGCUAAGAUGCAUUAAGAGGCUUGAUAAAACAGAGGUGAACAGUUAAAACAAGUGGAAAGCCUGUAGUUUUAGGUGUUGGAAAGGCCUUACAUUCACCUGUCCCAUAACUUUAUAAAAAGCUAUAUGCUCACAUGAUUUCCAAGCAUAAUCUAAGGGUUGCUAUCUCUUUUUGGCUACCAUGUCUACAACAGUAGCUGAAGAGAGAGGUGGCGGGGAUGGAAGAGAGGAGUACACAGAAGAUGGGACUGUGGAUCUCAAGGGUAGACCUAUCCUAAGAUCGAAGACUGGAAGAUGGAGAGCUUGUUCCUUCAUUGUAGGAUAUGAAGUGUUUGAGAGGAUGGCAUAUUAUGGGAUUGCUUCAAACCUAGUGCUAUAUUUGAAAAGGGAGCUCCAUGAAGGCACUGUUAAAUCUGCAAACAAUGUCACCAACUGGGUUGGUACCGUAUGGAUGGCUCCGAUUUUAGGUGCUUACAUUGCAGAUGCUCAUCUUGGCCGGUACUGGACUUUUGUCAUUGCAUCAGGCAUUUAUCUCUUGGGAAUGGGUCUGUUAACCUUAGCAGUUUCGCUGCCAGCACUAAAGCCUCCGUCAUGCGGUCAUGGGGUGAAAGAUGAGGACUGUGACAAACGGGCCUCAACGUUCCAAGUGGCUAUAUUCUAUCUGGCUCUUUACAUAAUUGCAGCUGGAACUGGUGGAACCAAGCCCAACAUCUCAACCAUGGGAGCAGACCAAUUCGAUGACUUCCAGCCCAAGGAAAGAAUUCAGAAGCUCUCCUUUUUCAAUUGGUGGAUGUUUAGCAUUUUCUUUGGUACCCUCUUCUCCAAUACUUUCCUUGUGUAUAUACAAGAUACCGUUGGGUGGAGCCUUGGCUAUGGCCUUCCCACACUUGGGCUGGCAAUUUCAGUCUCGGUGUUCUUGGUGGGUACCCCCUUCUAUAGGCACAAAGUGCCUUCAGGGAGUCCCUUCACUAGGAUGUUUAUGGUACUUGUGGCUGCAGUGAAGAAGAGGAAGGUGGAUGUCCCAAAUGACCCAAAAGAGCUUCAUGAGCUGAACUUGGACGAGUAUGCCAAAUCUAGGACUUUUAGAAUCGAUCAUACCCCUUCACUAAGACUACUAGACAAAGCCGCUGUAAAGAGUGGGCCAACCUCACCUUGGAUGCUUUGUCCAGUGACCCAAGUUGAAGAAACUAAGCAAAUGAUCAAAAUGAUUCCCAUUUUGGUUUCUACAUUCUUGCCUAGCACCAUGUUAGUUCAGGUGUCCACACUUUUUAUCAAACAAGGCGACACUCUUGAUAGGAACAUGGGCCCAAAUUUUGUUAUUCCUCCAGCUUGUCUCACAGCAUUUGUAACAAUCUUCAUGUUGAUAAGCAUAGUAAUCUAUGACCGCUGGUUCGUUCCAUUAGUUCGAAAGUAUACAGGGAAUCCAAGGGGGAUCACAAUGUUGCAGAGAAUUGGAAUUGGCAUCGUGCUUCAAAUCAUUGUCAUGGUCACUGCUUGCUUAGCCGAAAUGAGGAGACUCAGGGUCGCAAGAGAAAAUGGAAUUUUCGGUAAAACGCAAACUGUCCCUCUUACUAUUUUCAUUCUCCUCCCUCAGUUUGCUCUGAUGGGUAUUGCUGAUACCUUUGUGGAAGUGGCCAAGAUCGAGUUCUUCUAUGACCAAGCACCUCAAGGAAUGAAAAGCCUCGGUACUUCAUAUUUCACAACCAGCUUGGGAGUUGGGAGUUUCCUCAGUAGUUUUCUUCUAUCAACAGUUUCUGAUAUAACUAAGAAGCAUGGCCAAGGGUGGAUUGAGAAUAAUCUAAACGUUUCUCAUUUGGACUAUUUUUAUGCAUUCUAUGCCAUCUUGAGCUUCGUCAACUUCCUCUUCUUCCUCGUGGUCGCAAAGUUCUAUGUUUAUAAUGUGGAUGUGGACAUGACGGAAUCCAAAAGAGAACUACAGAAAGCCAUGGAAACUUCACCAAGUGAAGCUAGAUCUCAAGUUAACGAAGUCCUUUUGAAGGGACUAGGCUGAUUAAACUUGUAUUUUGUUAGAAGAUAAUCUUUUACCUUCUUUCAUACUUGAAAUUAAUACACCAUCACUGUAAAACUCAUGGUGAUGGCAUCCGGAUCGUCCUUGUUUUUGCUUGUUUUUGGUGGUCACAAAGAUGUCAUACAAAGCUUAUUGAGACUGUGAUGAAAGAAAUUUGUACUUCCAUGGAGGUUCUCUAAUUCAAGACCGUCUCUCAAGAUUCUGAA
Molecule: messenger RNA, 5661 nt
Organism: Vitis vinifera (wine grape)
Lineage: Eukaryota; Viridiplantae; Streptophyta; Magnoliopsida; Vitales; Vitaceae
Product: protein NRT1/ PTR FAMILY 5.2
Exons: 5
Coding region: 3608-5437 (609 amino acids)
Biological process (GO): dipeptide transport; transmembrane transport
Cellular component (GO): membrane
Molecular function (GO): dipeptide transmembrane transporter activity; tripeptide transmembrane transporter activity
Source: RefSeq, a predicted model, not a curated record